Molecule: messenger RNA, 2472 nt
Organism: Ogataea haglerorum
Lineage: Eukaryota; Fungi; Ascomycota; Pichiomycetes; Pichiales; Pichiaceae
Exons: 1
Coding region: 1-2472 (823 amino acids)
Source: RefSeq, a predicted model, not a curated record
AUGACGCUGGCUAGCAACAAAAAAUACCCCGUGAUGAUGGUUCCGCGACGCCGACGCUGUGUGACGCUUGUUGCAGCUGUCUGUUUGCUGAAUUUGGUGAUUGUCAGUUUGGUGAGUGUAGGAACUCAGAUGGAUGCAAUGAAUGAUGUUACGGGCCUCAUCCGCGCCGCAUCGUCCUCGACAGAUCCGGACGAUUUCAUAAAGUCGUUCGAGCAGCAGAUGGAUACGUGGGACAUUUCGCAAGACUACGAGAAGCACUGGAAGUUCUCCGCUGCUUUCAACAAGCCGGUUGCAACCUUUGAUCCUUCAGACUAUAAAUCCGCUCGCGAAUCCCGCUUGUUGUACGACCCAAGAAUUACGAUGUCUGUGUACCUGAGCCACAUUCGCAGACAACUCUUAGAGCAGGGCGCCGGCGAUGCUGCCAAAGCUAGAAUAGCAGUUCCAUUUUCCUGGCAGGACUGGGUUGAUUUAUCGGUUUUGAAUCGGUAUCUGGAGUUACCAGAAGACCAGCGUCCGACAUGUGACGACAUUCUUCACCAGGGUCCAGCGUACAAUCCUGAACACAAAUUCAAGAACCCAAAUAGAAACAUAGACAGAGCCUGCGUUGAUAACGACAGAUACACGGGUCACACGAGCCGUGCUCUUCUGCCGGGUUUCAAUUUCAAAGAUCGCACGGGUAAAAAACCUUUCCGUGACAAGCUCAUACACGCCAAGUCAUACCUGCUAUCAUAUGCGCCCGUACCGACAUCUAUUGUUUUUCUGACGGAAAAAGGCUCAUACGAGGUGAGCAUUUCCGGAGAUUCCAACAUGCUGGAUAGUGGUUUAUUCGACGAGUUUGUUGAAUUGCAGGCUAACGAGACUGUUGUGGCAGAUGCUUCCAUGGAGUACGAGAUGCUGGUCAACUCUGUGUCCUCCUCGAAAAGCGGGCUCGACUUUGAUUCGGCAUUCACCGCAGAGCAGAAUUAUGAGUUUGUUAUUCCUCCUGACCGAUUUAAUUAUUCGUAUGACCAGAUCAUCGAGGACUAUGAAAAACGCAUCGAUGAGCUCGACGAAAAGCAACUACGUCACCUACAGACUCUCAAGUACUCCAGAUCCGUUCCUUCGAACAGGCUAAAAAAGUCAUUUAGAGAGGUGAACAUCAUUUGGCCGGCUACAUACAACGGCCACAAGGUGACCGAAAACGGAGGCCAUUAUGACUUCCGCUUUUUCAACGGCCUUGUGACAGAGUCCAAGCUCAACCAGUACGACGACGUGAACGAAAAGCGCAAAAUCAUACUUCACAGGAUUAUUCACACAUGGUUGCAAUUCACGUACAAGGAGGGUAUUGUGUCCUUCCUGGCUCACGGUACGCUUUUGAGUUGGUUCUGGAACGCACUAGUGUUUGAAUGGGAUAAUGACAUCGAUGUUCAGAUGCCGAUCAUGGAUUUCGAUCGCUUUUGCAUGAAGUACAACAACUCGCUUCUCGUCGAGGAUGUCCAGCACGGAUUCGGAAAAUACUACGUGGAUUGUGGAUCUUAUCCGACACACAGAACAAAAGGAAACGGCAGAAAUAAUAUCGAUGCGAGAUUCAUCGACGUGGACAGUGGCAUGUACAUUGAUAUUACCGGCCUGGCACUGACGGAUACGAACAAAUUACCUCCAAGGUUGGAGAGACUGGAUCGUGAAAGACAGGCCAAGAAAGAACAGGAAAAAGCCCAAGAUAAUCAACCAGCAGAGCCAACAGAAGGACUUACAGACACAGGUGUUUCUCAAAAGGUGAAGCGUGCUCCUGUCAGAUCAAACAGAGGUCCAGAGAGAUCCCCCGAAGCCUUGGAGAGAAAUCAAGAACUGCAGAUUUACAAUUGCAGAAACAACCAUUUCUACACGUAUUCCGAGCUGUCCCCACUGAGGCUGUCGAUGAUGGAAGGCUCUCCAUGCCUCAUUCCGCACGAUUUCGCUACAGUGCUCAAUUCGGAGUACAACGGAGGUCUUCGAAAAAAACAUUUCAACAACCACCUUUUUAUCGAUGAGUUGAGAUUCUGGGUUUCCUCAGCCACGCUCCAGCAACACGUGUAUGCGCUGAGUGGCAAGCAUGUUAAGAGCACGGCUCUGAGAAAGUUUUACAACUCCCACAAACUGCCAAUGCUCCUAAAGAUGCUAGGAACGGAUGAACUACUCAAGGAAUUCUAUCUUACUCACAAAACCACCAAGAAGCACAUGGAGGAAUUCAAGCUUAUGAAUGAGCUCUCAGACCCGCAGAAAAAGGAACGUUAUUACGGUCUCCUCGAAGAGUAUAAGCGUACUCAUCAUCCGAUGCGGAAAAGCUUAUACGGAUAUCUAUGGGAGGUUAUUGCUCUUGGCGGAUACCACCCUCAAGAAGACGCGGCUGUGUCUAAGAUGUCUGAGACGUCUGAGGAGCUGGAUAGAUUAGUUAUCACAGGAAAGAGUCAAUCCAAUGCAGGCGCUAGACGUAUCCAUAAAGUGGAAACUUAA